Kwoniella shivajii is the source of this 1467-nucleotide messenger RNA. RefSeq lists its product as uncharacterized. NCBI's taxonomy places the organism in Eukaryota, Fungi, Basidiomycota, Tremellomycetes, Tremellales, Cryptococcaceae. Gene Ontology annotation, biological process: amino acid transmembrane transport. Gene Ontology annotation, molecular function: L-amino acid transmembrane transporter activity. The coding region runs from base 1 to 1467 and encodes 488 amino acids. The transcript is spliced from 11 exons. The record is from RefSeq and is a predicted model, not a curated record.
AUGUCGCGAUCAUCCACAAUAGAUCUCGAAGCUUCAACGGUGCAGUCAUAUCCCUUCACCGAGCGGAAGUCCGAGAAAAAAAACGGUCAGGUAGAAGUUGACCAGGCGCAACCAGCGAAUGUGGAAGACCGUCCUAGGACAGAUGGCAAAGUAGUUGAUGCAGUAUGGGGAACAAUAGACGAAGACGGACCGAAUUAUCGAAAUUUGGGCUGGAUCCGAGCAUCGGUUCUGGAACUCAAAACUCAAAUCGGUCUUGGUGUUUUGGGACUUCCGGCUGUCCUAGAUACAUUAGGCUUCAUUCCAGGAAUCAUCGUCAUCGUCGUUUUAGCAAUUAUCAUUACGUGGUCUGAUUUGGUCGUCGGUUACUUCAAGCUCAAACAUCCUGAAGUCUAUACUGUAGCGGAUGCUGCUCACAUCAUGUUCGGUCCUGUGGGACGAGAGAUCAUCGGGUUUGCUUUUUGGCUCGAAGUCGUAGCUAUCGCUGGAGCGUCCUUUUUGUCCAUAUCUGUGGCUUUCAACACUAUUACUGAGCAUGCCACCUGCACAGUUGUAUGGGUUGUUGUAGGUGCUAUCAUUGUUGCAUUCUUUGCAUCUAUCCAGACACUCGGUCGUAUUUCGUGGCUGGGUUGGGUCGGUCUUGUCAGUAUCCUUUCGGCAGUCAUCACUUUGAUGGUUGCUGCGGGUCUGACCGAUCGUCCCAGUUUGGCUCCUGUCGGAGAACCCUUUACUAUCAUUACCAAGGUCGCUGCAACUCCGACCUUUGUGGAUGCUAUCAAUGCCGUUUCCAUCGUGGUGUUCGCCUAUGCUGGUACACCAAACUUCUUCAAUAUUGUAGGUGAGAUGAAAGACCCAGCUCAAUACUCGAAGAGUGUGGUAGCGGCUCAAACAUUCAUUACCAUGAUCUACCUUGUUGUCGGUUGCGUCACCUACCAUUUCGUUGGACAAUACAUUGCAUCUCCUGCUUUGGGAAGUGCCGGAUUCAUCGUCAAAAAAGUAUGUUAUGGACUCGCCCUUCCCGGUUUAGUGGUCGGAGGUACGCUCUACGCUCAUACCGCGGCCAAAUACGUGUUCGUCCGUGUUCUCCGUAACUCUCGACAUCUUGCCAAGAACACACCUGUACAUUAUAUGGUUUGGUAUGGAUGUGUUGUCUUCACUUGCGGAAUCGGCUUCGUCAUUGCCGAAGCAAUCCCUUUCUUCAACGAUCUCCUCAGUCUUAUCGGCGCUCUCCUUGGUACCCUCAUUUGCAUUCAAAUGGAGUCGUACAUGUGGAUGUGGGACAACUGGACCUCGGCAAGCCGAGGAACUCGUCGUUGGACCCUGUUGAUGAUUAUGAACUUGUCAUACUUUAUCAUUGGUUGGUUCCUUAUGGUGGCGGGAACCUAUGCAGCGGUUGUCACCAUUAACAAUAACUUCAAGAGCGGUGAUGUGGGCAGCUCAUUCAGCUGUGCUGAUAACAGUGGGAAUUAG